GUCAAAACAAACAUAUGUUUCUGUGCUUUGUGCUUCUGAACCAAACUACUGCCUAAAUUGAGUAAAUUUAAUAAUUUCUUCUCAGUUUCUCUCUGGAUUCCAAACCUCACUUUGUCUCUGUUAGCAAGAAGAAAUCGGACAUUUUAUCCUUAUGUGACUCAAUUUCUACUCAUCAAAUUAAUAUUGGACCUUCUAGUUUCCAAGAUACAUCUAACUUUACAAAUUUGAGCCCCCUAGAACUUGUGAAUCUGCUUAAAUGGGUCUCUCAAGUCUCCCGGCUCCAUCAGAAGGAUUUAUGUGUGUCAUUUUGGUAAACACAGCUCUUUCGGUUUCAAUCAUCAAGGGCCUAGUAAGAUCCAUCCUCCAAGUAGUUGGCAUACGCCUCUCAUCAUCAUCCUCACCUUCACCUGCAUCAGAAGAAUACAUUGAAGACCCCUCGGAAACAUUCGAGCUGCAUCUUUCUUCCUCUGGCAGUUACAUUGAGGAGAUCAGGAACCGCAUUCCAGCCAUUCGGUUUGAUAGAUUGUGUAGCCUCAAGACGGAGCAUGACUGCUCUGUUUGCUUGAGUGAGUUCCAGCCAGAAUCCGAGAUAAACCACUUGACUUGCGGCCAUGUUUUCCAUCAAGAUUGCUUGGAGAAGUGGUUGAACUACUGGAACAUUACAUGCCCUCUUUGUAGGACUCCAUUAAUGCCUGUGGAGGAGACCUCCUGCUUUUGGUGAACAAUUAUACGAGCAUGCAAAGUCAUUGAGGCCUCAUGUUACUAUUUAGUGUACAGGUUUUUUUUUUUUUUUUACAAGAACGCGUCAGCUGGCCGUAGUGUUUGUUAUACCUGUGUUUAUGUGGGAGCUAGGUAAAACUGUUAGUGUGUUGAUGUAUCUGUCUUUCGACCCAAAGUUUUACCGUUGUACAUAUUAAGAAGUUACCGAUGUUUACCCAUCCACUUUCUUCUUCGA
This is a messenger RNA of Argentina anserina (silverweed cinquefoil), 955 nucleotides long. RefSeq names its product probable E3 ubiquitin-protein ligase XERICO. The record is from RefSeq and is a predicted model, not a curated record. Gene Ontology annotation, molecular function: zinc ion binding. The transcript has 2 exons. Bases 257 to 721 code for a protein of 154 amino acids. NCBI's taxonomy places the organism in Eukaryota, Viridiplantae, Streptophyta, Magnoliopsida, Rosales, Rosaceae.